This is a messenger RNA of Haplochromis burtoni (Burton's mouthbrooder), 9435 nucleotides long. RefSeq names its product contactin 2 (gene cntn2). The record is from RefSeq and is a predicted model, not a curated record. Gene Ontology annotation, molecular function: cell-cell adhesion mediator activity. NCBI's taxonomy places the organism in Eukaryota, Metazoa, Chordata, Actinopteri, Cichliformes, Cichlidae. Gene Ontology annotation, biological process: cell-cell adhesion; brain development.
UUUCAUGAGUAAAUCAUAGAAGUUUUUACUAUUUCUUUUCCAUAUGGGAUACACAUGCAUAAGACAUGAUCUGAGGACAAAACACAGUUAAACUCACAGAAAUUUGAGCUGCAAAAGAAUCCCCACAUAUUUUUUCAAAAGGGCAACUUUAAUCCAAAGUCCUUAACAGUUCGAUCAAUGGAAUCGGCCAUGUACUGUAAUAACUUGAACGAGAAUCUCCUUCCCUGACCCAGAAAACUGAAGAUUAGUCAAAUAUCAACCAAAAAUGUAUCAAGUGACUAUCAGUCAAGUCCUCCUAAUGAGUUCUCCUUAUUGAAGUGAAUGUUGUUUUAGUGUUGGAUGAAGGGAUCAAACACAGGGCUGUUACCUGGGAGACUGAAGUUUCUGUUCUUUGCCAAACCAAGUUAAACAACGCUACCUGGUUAGAAGAAGCAGCAUUUUCUCAUCUGCCUUCACACGUGUAUUCAAUUCAGUUGUGUUCAUAUAUCACCAGCCCACAACAACAGUUGUGUCAAGUUGCUUUGUAUUGUGAGGUUAAGACCAUACAAUAUCAACUCAAGUAAUGUCCCAUUUCCAUUCCAUAGGCUUUAAUGUGAUGUUGGCCCACCCUUUGCAGCUAUGACAUCUUCAAACCUUCUAGAAAGGCCUUACACAAUGUUUGGAGUAUAUUUAUGGGAAUUUCUGAUUUUUUCACAACUGCGUUUGUGUGGUUAGACACUAAUGUUGGACAAGGAGGCCAAAGUUUCACUAUCAGGUUGUGGUCAGGUCAGGGUUCUUUAACACCAAACUCACACAUCUGUGUCUUUAUGGACCUUGCUUUGUGCAAUGGUGCACAGUUAUGUUGGAAGAAGAAAGGGCUAUCCCCAAACUGUUCCCACAAAGUUGUGAGCAUAACAUUGUACAAAAUGUAUUAGUAUGCUAAAGCGUUAACAGUUCCCUUCACUGGAACUAAGGGUUCAAACCCAGCUCCUGAAAAAUAAUCCAACACUACAGGUCCCCAUCCACGGCCAUGAAAACAAUGUUGGUCUUUCAGUGUGCUUGGCUUAUAUGAAUGGAGUGUACAGUCUAGUUUCAUCUGAUCUAUGUUUGAUCCUUAAGAUCAGACUUCAAGUUUUACCUUGUGCACCUAGGAUUUUGAAAUGGAUGCCAUUGGUGCAUCUACUGGUAGGCUAACAGGUAGAAUUGGCAACCACAGGUAUUAUUUUAUGUCUUUUAUCUGUAGAGUUUUCAAUUUCUCUGUGUGCCUGCACCGUCCUCAAGAUAUUAAGACAUCCUUUGACAGUCCAAAGGUGAACUUGUGAGGCUAAUUUGUGACCGUAAAGAGACCUGAAUGGUUUUCUGUCUCUGGAUGGAAUUUCCUGUUGGUGCUUUCAUUAAAGCAGUCUUGUUAUCUUUUUAGCAUAAAUUGCAUACCUACAUGUCCUGUCUGAAUGGUUUUCCUUCUGCUUCAGAUCUGUUUAUGGUCCAAAUGUGGCUCUUGGUCUGUCUCCUGACCCUCAGCUCAGUGGCCCCAAUGACUGCUGUUGGUGGAGAUGUGUGUGUGGCAGGUCAUGACAGCGGGCCAGUGUUUGAAGAACAGCCGAGCAGUUUAAUUUACCCUGAAGGCCUGACUGAAGGCAAAGUGACCCUGAGCUGUCAGGCCAGAGCAAAUCCAGCUGCUGCUUAUAGGUGGCUUGUGAAUGGGACUGCGGUUCCACUGAAUUUGGACCGAUACUCCCUGGUGGCUGGUACCCUGGUGAUAAGCAGCCCCGACCCCAUCCGGGAUACAGGCUCUUACCAGUGUCUAGCUAUCAACCGCUGUGGCACCAUCAUUAGCAGAGCAGCCAACCUCAAGUUUGGUUACCUCCAUGACUUCCCUCCAGAUGGCAGAAGUCCUCAAACAAUAACUGAAGGUCAAGGAACGUUCUUGGCCUGCCAACCUCCUCCACAUUACCCAGCGCUGUCUUACCGCUGGUUUCUCAACGAGUUUCCCAACUUCAUCAGGAAGGAUGAUGGGCGCUGGUUUGUGUCACAGGUCACUGGGAAUCUGUACCUGGCCAAAGCUGAACCUAAUGACACAGCAAACUACUUCUGCUUCACAACGAUCAACAUGGAAGUUAGCACGAAGAGCACAUUCAGCAAGGCCAACCAGCUCACGGUAGUCCCUGAUGCCAAUCCCAGGAAGUCAGCUCCAACCAUUAAAGUGCGCUUCCUGGCAGAUACCUAUGCCCUGGCUGGACACACCACCCAGUUAGAGUGCUUUGCUUAUGGAAAUCCAGUUCCAAAGGUGCGGUGGAGGAAGGUGGAUGGUCUAAUGCCAUCCAAGGCAGGCCCCACUGUGGAGGGUCCCACCCUGACCCUUCCUGAACUCUCCUUUGACGAUGAGGGCAUUUACGAGUGUGAAGCCUACAACUCAGAAGGAAGGGACACGCACCAGGGACGCAUUAAUGUCCAAGCUCAACCAGAGUGGUUGCAGGUGAUGACCGACUCAGAGGUGGAGAUUAGCUCAGAUCUUCAGUGGAGUUGUGUGGCUGCUGGAAAACCUCGACCCUCUGUACGCUGGCUACGCAAUGGACAGCCACUUAGUACACAGGAUCGUGUGGAGGUGAAUGGAGUUCAUCUUAGAAUCAUCAACCUUGCUCUGGAGGAUUCUGGCAUGUACCAGUGUGUGGCUGAAAACAAGCAUGGCACCAUCUACUCGACUGCUGAGCUCAGGGUCCAAGUUCAGGCUCCAGACUUCCGGUUGAAUCCAGUAAGGAAGCUUAUUCCAGCAGCUAGAGGGGGACAGGUGAUGAUUGAUUGUCGCCCUCGAGCUGCCCCGAAGCCCAGUCUGUUCUGGAGUCGUGGAACAGAGUUGCUCACCAACAGCAGCAGAAUCACAGUAACUCCAGAUGGCAUCUUGUGGAUUUAUAACAUCAGCAGAGCAGAUGAAGGAAAGUACACCUGCUUUGCUGAAAACUACCUCGGCAAAGCCAACAGCACUGGACACCUGUCUGUGAGAGAAGGAAAACACUGGUGACCUGUUGAUUGUGAGGGCUCAGCUGAGCCAGGCGGGGACGUACGUGUGCACAGCUCAGACCGUGGUGGACAGCGCCGCAGCCUCAGCUAAGCUGGUGGUUCGAGGACCCCCAGGACCUCCUGGAGGUUUGUUGGUGAAGAACGUGGCUGAGACAUCAGUGGAACUCAGGUGGAGCCGUGGUUACGAUAACCACAGUCCUAUCGGCAAAUACGUCAUCAUGGGCCGCUCUCCUCUGUCGUCUGAGUGGAGGAAGAUGAGGACAGAUCCAGUGAACAUUGAAGGAAACGCAGAGUCAGCUCGUGUGACAGGAUUGAUUCCCUGGACGGAUUAUGAAUUCCAGGUUAUUGCCAGCAACAUCUUGGGCAGUGGAGAGCCUAGCAUGCCUUCCCACAUCGUUCGGACACUGCAAGCAGCUCCCACUGUGGCCCCGAGUGGACUGGGAGGUGGAGGAGGAGACCGUGAUGAGCUCAUUGUUACAUGGACGCCCAUGGCCAGAGAAUACCAGAACGGUGACGGCUUCGGGUACAUCUUGGGGUUCAGAAAGAAGGACACAUCAUCAUGGACAGAGGUGCGAGUUCCACGUGUAGAGUCCUCUCGACAUGUUUACUACAACAGCAGUCUGGCAGCAUACACUCCCUUUGAAGUGAAGAUCAAAGCUUAUAACCGCAAAGGAGAAGGCCCGUUUAGCCAGGUGGCUGUGGUUCACUCCGCAGAGGAAGAGCCAACCGUGGGGCCUUCCAGCAUCAAUGCCACGGCACUGUCCGCCUUUGAGAUCCAGGUUUCCUGGGAGCCUGUGCAGCAGCUCAGCACCAAUGGCAUCCUGAGAGGAUACGAGAUCCGGUACUGGCGGCAGCACGAAAGAGAAGCAGCAGCGGACCGCGUGAGGACGGCGGGCCUGGAGCCGACAGCCAGGGUGUCUGGACUUCGACCCAGCACUCGAUACCACGUCGCUGUUCUGGCAUACAACAGUGCCGGCACAGGACCGCCCUCGCCACGCACCGCCGUCACCACCAGGAAACCACCUCCCAAUCGUCCUCCGGGCAGCGUGUCGUGGAAGGCUCACGGCUCGCGGGUCACGGUGAGAUGGGACCAAGUGACAGCCAUGCACAACGAGUCAGCCAUACUGGGCUACAAAGUUCUGUACAAGCACGAGGACCAGGCAGCUUUGAAGUUUCUGGACAAGACGAAGACGUCAUUGAGCCUGCCGCUGCCCAAAGACAACGCUUACAUUGUGUUGGAGAUUUGGUCAUGGGGCGAGGGCGGGGACGGGCCAGCACACGAGAUUAUCGUGUCCCGGGAUUCAGGGACUGGUAUGAUGGUGCAGAAGGAUGCCUCCUCCACACUGCCCUGUCCCCAUGCCCACCUCCUCUCAGGCUUGGCUCUGCUCAUUUCUGCGGUGGUGUCAGGCCUAUAAUCUCGGCCAGUCGGAACUUUUUCUUAUGGGUGGCUUGAAACUAAUGCUCUCCUUUAUGGAUAGGUGGGUGUGGGUCCGGGGGUGGGAAACACGGGGAUUCGCUUUUAAUAAUGACAAGGAUCUUUGUAAAAUGUCUGCAGGAGGUAUUAUGUUUGUGCACUGCUCUCAGUAUAAACCAUGCCUUAUUGGGACACAUGUGGCUGACACGCCACAUGCGUCCUUGAAACUGUAGUUGGCAGGACUUCAGGUGUAAAUGUAAUAAUAGAGUCAACGUGGUGGAGGUCUGCGUGUUCACACUGAGGGCAGGUUGCUUACUGAGUCUACAGGUGAUGUUAGAGCAUUUGUCACUUUACCAACUGAAUGUGUGAUGAAAUACCAGAGAGGCUGAUGGUCAAGCGUUCUGCCAAACCUGCCAGGUGGCAAAUUAGAGACAGAAUCCAGCUCUUUCACCUGUGUCUCCUGUUUGAAUCACAAAGUGCUUCUCUUGUUGCUCACAGUGUGAACACAGCAUAAACCCGAGGCUCUAAAGAACUGCUAACUGUUGUUUCCAGCUACUGUCUCUGUGCUUGUCUCACGUGUCUAGAUGAUUAUUAUACUGUUUGAUGUCUUGUUUCAUUUCAGGGAAUUGAAAUUUGAUUGUAUUUAAUUCUUUGUUGAUGUUUUUUUGUUUUUUCUUUGAAUCGUUUUGACAGGAAUGUAAAAAUACUUCUGUUUGUGUUUCUCGGGUUUACUCUGUGUCUCUUGUGCUGAUAGGCUGAGAUGAAAAGGCCAGAGCAGCAGGGAUAGAUGACCGAUCACCAAAGUUAUCAGCAGUGUUGUAAACUGUCCUCACUGUAACCCCGUUAUCAGCUGUUAUGUAACGAUUCUGCUCCACCACACUUUACAGGAAACAUGUGGCCGCUGUCAUGUACAUUUUUAUCUACAGCUCGAGAGUUAAGAUCAAACAUACAUGUCACGUGCUAAAAACUGCUGUUUUUUUAUUAUUUUGUUGUUGAUAUACUCAGAACCUUUGACUUGGUUUGAAUGGUAGCUGCUGCUUUGGUCUAAGCUGUUGGCAGGAAUGCAUCGUUUUGGUUUUCUACCCGUAAAACACUGCAAUGCUUCAAACUGAGUUUUUACUGGAUGAGGCUCUGUUGUUAUUUUACAUCUGUACCAAAUGUUAUUGCUAAUGCAUGCAGCGCUUAAUAUGCUGUUCAUUGUUAAUACAGUUUGUUCCUAAGUCAGUAAGUGAGAAGUCACACUGGUGGAUUUUUAUAUUCCUGUGUUACAUCAGUCACACUGUCUAAUGCUGAGUCAUCGCCAUCACUUUCCCCUAAUCCCAACCAUAUAUAGUAGCAUUGUAGGAUAAGUUUUCUAACAUCAUUUUAUUGUAAUAUCCCCAAAUAAUCUCUUAAAGACAUAAAAUCCCCCUUUUAGCCAAAUCACGGUUUCUUAAUAAUCUGCUCAGAAUAAUCAUGGAAAUAGUUCUGCUGUCCUUACACAGGAUAAUAAUCAAUACAUGACUGAUAGCUGUGCAUGACAGAAGAUGUACAAUGCAAAAGGCUGUAUAAGAGAAACUGAUGCUAUGAAAGGAGGCUGGGGAAGCUUCAGACAGGGAGCGUGAGUAUGAGUCACUAGCUUGCUUUUCUCUUUGCUGGUGUCUGAUGGCACCAAGCGUAGUGGUUGCCAAAAGGCUAGGAAGGAGGAUUAAUUAACUAUGGAAUAAAAACGGAUAAAAAAUAAAAGACUCAAUAUGGUGGACUGAAUAGACUUCCAUAUGAAAUACUCAUGCAGAUAUGUGCAAGCCACGCUGAAUGCACCGCCUUGCUAAAGCAGUGUUGGGGUAUGGAUGAGCCUCGCCAUCCAGGCCCAGCCAAUAAGUCACUGAGCCCCUUAGCUGAAAUCUGAAAGUACACUUCUACUACAACUUACACAGAUUAAUAUCAUUUGGAAAUGAAAACCUAAACACCCUAAUGCUGAUAAGCUAUUGCAGCGCAACUAGAGAUCAAUGUUUGAUGGAGCAGCUUUGGAGCAGAUUUCCCCAAGAGUGAACUAUGAGCAAAUGGUUGCAUAUACAUGCUGUUUUUGUUUUGGGGUUUUUUGGUGAAUAAAAUGACUUGAGAUGACCCCCCACCCCCCCUUCCUCUGCCUCCAUAUAGGUUGGUUGCACAGAACAUAUGGUCUACUGCCUAAGGUGAGAAAUAUCUCCUCACCUUCUGCAUGCAGUGUUGAGAUGCAGUUGAUGGAAGAUGAACUUGAAUGUUAGUAUUUAUGCUGCGAACAUUCUUGGCUUACUUAAGGAAGCUGUGGAAGCAGUGGAUCGCCAUCUCUGUGUCAAUCCAAGAAGAUUGCAAAGCAUUUAAGGCUAUUAAUAUAUAUUUUUUAACCUAUCAGAAGAAGAUCACUUAAACUUUUUUCCCCCCAUUCAGCCAAAGGGGAGAACGAGAGGUGCAGACAGGUGCCGACAAUCAGAGGAUUUCAGAUUCAUUUAUUUUUUUGACAUCCUGUUAUUUUCAGCUGACAUUGAGAGACAACUGAAUUUGGCUUUACCUCAGAGACUCUUGAAUCCUUGUGCACAAGUUAAAAGAUGCAUUUGAAGCCUGGGGAAGCAAGAGUGGCCCAGGGAGCGAUUUCAUCUAGCAUAAACAGAGGACAACAGAGACAGCGCUCCCAGCUGAGCGAGAGAUUUACAUGCUGUUUGCACUCACCAGAGCUUACAGAUGGUACAGACUUGUAUAUGUGAAAAGUGUAAAUAAAGCUCUUGCAAUUGCACAGCACUGAGCUUGAAGCUGGAGCGAGAAUUGCCAGGAGAAUAGGUUGUAGUCCUAACAGAAAUGCUAUUACACCGUAGAACUUCAUGGAUGAUGAUGAUGAUGAUGAUGAUGAUGAUGGGAUUGAAGAAAAUGUUCCCCAAAAUCAAAAUGACUGAAAGGCAACCAACAUGUAAAACGACACAAUCACACGAAAGGCGAAAACACUUUGUUUUCACUGACUGCUGCAAAAGAAAAGGCCAGCUCAAGGAGACAGCGCUCCCAAGGUGGAAGCUGAUGGAAAGAUUAAAUCCAAUCCAAGAAAACAAUUAAUCCACUGCUUCCCUCCAGAUUAGCUGAAGAAAUAAUGAAAAUCACUCACCCCAGAAGAAUAACCUCCAAACUAUGCAAAGUAAUUUCCAACACUGAUGUAUCUAUCGCACUACCAACACUCAAAUGGGAAAAUGACCUGGAGUGCUCCCAAUAACAUUUUCUCCAUGACCAAAAAUGCAAACGUACACAGUAUAAAUCAAUUCACCCCCAACACAAAGGAUAAUGUUUAAAAUGGGUUUAGGGAGCACAGACACUUGUUCACGGUGCACUUCAGGGAGGUCAGACGAUUACUUCACCCAUGUGGUGUGUGUAUAAUCAUCAGUAGUCACUAGUGAUCACGUGAUUUCCCUUUUUAAUAUAAAUAACAUGUUUAAUGUCUGCAGGAUGAAAAUUGGAUUUUUUUUAUUAGAAAUUCUACCGAACAAUCAGGCUGGGGUCUAACCCUAACCCCAAAACAUAUUAUUAGUAGUGCUGUCAAUAGAUAAAAAAAAUGUCGAUUAAUCACAAUUACUUGAUCAAUAGCUUGGUUGCAAUUACUUUUUUUCAACUUUAUAUUUAAGCCUGUAACUGACAUCUAAACAACAUAACUGUUGUUAAAUGCUUAAAUUCAAAGAGAGUUUGAAUAGUCUUCUUCAGUCUGUCAGCACAGGUUCUCUCUUGUGAAAUACAACUUUUUAACAACCUAUAUACUAAUAGGUAAGUAUACAUAUAUAAUAAUAUUAGUGCUGUCAAACAAUUAAAUUAAAUUAUUGAACUUAAGUGGGUCAAAAAGCAUUUCCACUGGCGCAGACCUAGUUGUGGCAUGAAGCUUGAUAUAGCUGAAAUCAAGAGAUGUGAACUUCUGUCAGAUGUUUAACUCAAGCCGUAAAUAAUACUGGUGCUACUAAUGAAUUUUUCACAGGUGUUUAUUGGCCCAAAAUAACUGGACCAACAUGUGAGCACAGAUAAUGAUAACACCUAGCUACAGCUAUCUACGUACAGACAGAAAAUGAUUUUUUCAAAUGUUUGUGUAUGUUAGCCACACUCGACUUAAGUGAGGUGAUGAAGCAAAUACGAAAAAAUGAAUCGUCACAGUCAUUAGGUUUAAGUAUAAAACAAAAACGUCACUAAAUGUUUUGGUUGUCCACAUGAAUCAUAUACUGAAACACACCAAAAUCAAGUUUCAGAACCAAACAGUGUAAAAGAGGUUUCCUGUCAUGUUACUGACCAUCUGUGAAGCCUUCGCUUUGGAAAAGAGGCUGAGAGCAACAUGGGUGUGACACACAGACUGUUAAGCUAUAUCUCUGGUCUUUAAAUAUGAGGAACGUAUUGCAAGAAGUUUAAGGUGGAUGGACGGGUCAGCAGAACACUGAAUUUUGGACCUAAGUCUCCAAUGUUAGGUCCGGUCAGAGCAAGAUCUUUUUUGUCCUGGUUGUGGAACACUGGACCAGGUCCUUAUCCUCUUGAGAGUGUGUGAGAGUGGGUGGGACCAACCUAUGACCAACCUGUCUACAUGUGUUCUGUAUACUUCGAUUCAGGUUUUUUCAGUUCAGUUUUAUUUAUAUAGCACCAAAUCACAACAACAGUCGCCUCAAAGCGCUUUAUAUUGUAAGGUAGACCUACAAUACAGUGUCUGUCUGCUGAAUCCAAACUGGAAGCUGGUUCCACAGAAGAGGGGCCUGAAAACUGAAGGCUCUGCCUCCCAUUCUACUUUUAAAUACUCUAGGAACAACAAGUAGGCCUGCAGAGCGAGCGCAAAGUGCUCUAAUAGGGUGAUAUGGUACUACAAGGUCAUUAAGAUAAGAUGAGAUGUAUGUGAGGAGCUGUCACGCUGUCGAGGCGAGCCGUGUGGUGUUGGAGGGAAAAGGACCCAAAAUGCAGGCAGUUGACUGAUGCAAGUGACGUUUAUUUGCAAGUAAUAGGGUGAUGGAACAGGCAGUGAGGAGUGAGGAAUGACAAAUGACUAAAGAAACCUAAACCGC